AUGCUGCUUAGAAACUUAUUGUCAAAGACACAACAAUUCCACUAGAGAACUUUCAAACUCACCUCUUAGUUACUAUUUGUGCAAGCUAGAGGAAUAAGAGAUCCCCCAAGAUUCAGGGAGGAAGAUAUCGAUAAGAUCAACAAGUUGGAAUUAGCUGCGUACUUCGAGGACCUAAUGCAAAGAAGACCUGCUAAUGAAAGUGGCUAUAUUAAUCUUCCCCGUGAAAAUUUCAAGUCAAUGGUUAGGAAGGCAAAAAGUGAAGCUGAUCUCAAGACACUCGUGUAUGCCCAUGCCAACUAUAUUGGCCACAGAAACUCUCUUCCACACAGUUAUGUUGAUGAAAUGCUCUCUAAGGCCUUAGAACUAGGUCAUCCUGAGACUAUGAUAGAGACAUUAAGACUUCACACUGAACUUUUAUAUCACCCACAGCCUGCUCUCACAUAGAAAUACUUUGAUUUCUUUGCUUCUAAGGGCUAUAGCAACUUAAAAGAUUUCUACGAUGCAGUCAAGAGCAAUUUUUACUUGGUAAGACCAACUAACUUCUCUAGUAAAGUGAUUGAGAUGGCUUUUGAAAAUAAGGACAUUAUUACUGUGGUUGAUGCAUACUUGCUCACUCUAGACUAUAGUACUCUCUCCGAGGAUCACUUGAUCAAGGUAUAUGAGAGCUAGGACUUCGAGAGUCAUAUCGAUCAUGGAUUGUACAAGCAUCUCAAUGCCUAAGUUGAGAAAAGACAAAUAAAAAAUGCUCAGAUUAAACUUAACCAAGCACUAUAUAAUCUUAAAAUUAAGGGUUAUUUAACUUCUGCUGAUAUCAUUAUGGAGGUAGGCUCAGACAGCUAAGUUACUAAGAUUGAGAAUAGUGAGUUCAUCAAGAAGGAAUUAUUCGAUCAAAUCAAUGCAUAAAUGUCAUCAUUUGAUAGUCUAAUUUAGAAGCAAUUAAAAGAUGCAAUAAAGAGUUUAGAAGGAAAGGUAGAUGCAGAGUUCUAUGGUUUACAAGACUAUUUCACGUAGUAAUAAAGCUCUACUUAAGAAGAAGCAGUACCAGAUUAAGUUGUUGUCGAAGAAGGCAGCGAUAAAUAAUAAAAUUAAUAAAAUGCAUAAUAGUGA
Stylonychia lemnae is the source of this 1107-nucleotide messenger RNA. NCBI's taxonomy places the organism in Eukaryota, Ciliophora, Spirotrichea, Sporadotrichida, Oxytrichidae. The record is from the annotation of a GenBank genome assembly.